Lathyrus sativus (Indian pea) is the source of this 1071-nucleotide messenger RNA. NCBI's taxonomy places the organism in Eukaryota, Viridiplantae, Streptophyta, Magnoliopsida, Fabales, Fabaceae. The record is from the annotation of a GenBank genome assembly.
AUGGGAGAUUUAGAAACAGAUCAACCAGAUUCAGCUUUUAUUCAAUCCCCACAACACAGACCAAAAUCUUCAAUAACCAUUGCUCAAGGUAUCCCUCUAAUCGACCUCUCUCCCAUAAAUUACCAAGACGAAACCAUAGUCCCACUUUCCAUCCAAGGCUUAGUCAAGGAAAUAGGUGAAGCAUGUAAAGAGUGGGGGUUUUUCCAAGUGAUUAAUCACAAAGUGCCUUUGGAUAAACGUGAGAGAAUUGAAGAAUCUGCAAGGAAGUUCUUUGGACUUAGUUUGGAAGAGAAGAUUAAAGUGAGAAGAGAUGAGGUUAACUUGCUUGGUUAUUUUGAAGCAGAGCAUACCAAGAAUGUUAGAGAUUGGAAGGAAAUUUAUGAUUUCAAUGUUCAACAGCCCACUUUUAUUCCACCAUCACUUGAUCAAGAUUUUCACUUCACAUGGGAAAAUCGUUGGCCUCAAUAUCCUCCUGAGUUCAGAGAAACAUGCCAAGAAUAUGCAGAAGAAGUGGAGAAACUAGCAUAUAAAUUGAUGGAACUUAUUGCAAUGAGCUUAGGUUUAGUACCGAAUAGGUUUCGUGACUUUUUCAUACAUAACACAAGCAAUAUAAGACUCAAUCAUUAUCCACCUUGUCCUUACCCUCAUCUAGCUCUCGGCCUUGGGCGUCACAAAGACACCGGUGUCUUAACUGUGCUUGCUCAAGAUGAUGUUGGUGGCUUACAAGUUAAGAGAAAAUCAGAUGGAGAGUGGAUUCAAGUUAAGCCCAUUUUCAAUUCUUUCAUCAUCAAUGUGGGUGACAUGAUUCAGGUUUGGAGCAAUGAUGGUUACGAGAGUGUAGAGCAUAGGGUUAUGGUGAACUCUGAGAAGGACAGAUUAUCGAUUCCGUUUUUUCUGAAACCGGCACUCUACACUGAUGUGAAGCCAUUGGAAGAGUUGACAAACGACAGGAACCCUUCCAAAUAUUCACCAAUCAAUUGGGGGAAGUUCCGCACAGCAAGAAUGCAGAGUAAUUUUACUAAGUCCAAAGUCGAUAACCUCCAAAUUUAUGAUUUCAAGAUUUCCUUGUAA